GAUUUCAGUGGAAACGAGUCCAACGACGAGACGCUCGAAGGCGUUGUGGAAGCGCUGGAAGCGGAUGAGGGCGUCGACGACGAGAAGCUAAUCGCGAAUCUCGCGAUCACCAGAACGGAGGAGACGAAGAACUCGUACCACAACUCAUACACACUGUAUGUCAUCGAAUACGACGCCCUCUUCCAGCAGACAAUUGAGGCGCCGAUCGGUGGCGACGACUGCGUCGACGAAGACAUCUGCGGCUAUCGCGAGAGGGUUACAGUCUAUCGGCGUUUCAGCGAAUUUAUGACAUUACAGAAGCUGUUGGACAGAAACAAGACAUUCCGGCGCCAAAUGAAGGGCAUUAAGAAGCCGUCGUCCAUACAGAUCACGGCUCAGAAUCUGUUGGCGUUCGCCGGCUCCGGGAACACACGGCUCGACCCGUCGACCAUUGAGUUCCGGCGCAUAUAUCUGCAGAACUUCUUGAGACAGCUGUGCAAUCGUAGAGCGAUUGUCGAUUCCCUCGAAUUCCAACAGUUCAUGGCCUUCGGAACCGAUGGGAGUAUAGCUUUUGUCGGCACGAAAUCCAAUUCACUGCUGAAUAUCGAUAGAGUUCUGUAUAAAGGAGUCAAAGGGGCGAUCAAUAUCAUGAAGACAGCGCUUCCAGUGGAGCCACAAAUCGGUCGAAUUGAUCCGAAUUUCGGCGAACGAAUGGUCGCCGAAAACGAGAAGAUAACCAUUUCGUCGAUCGGCACAGAAGUCGAGACCAAUCACUGCAUGCAAUUGGAGCGGAAGCUCAACAUUUGGGGCGAGUGUUGGCCCACAGAUGAGACACUUGUGGACUCAUUUGACUCGAGACGAGACGUGACGGUUGGCCACGAGUUAUGCGAAGAGAGCACAUCCAGUAUUAGCUCACAUCUGGGUCCGCGAUCUCUAGGCGACGGCUGCGAAGACCCGACCAAUGAAUCUCAAGAAGUCUGUAAUGAGAUGACGGAUAAUAUCACUGAAAUGGUGGACCAGAACUCGGAACUCACGACAACUACUUCUAGUCAUGCCAUCAAUUGUCUCAUACUUUUGUUGUCAAACAAAUCGGAUCCGAUUCGACGUCUGAUUCCUACAGAGCUCUUGGAAUCCAUAUUUGGCUCAAUUCUCCAAAAAUAUAUUAACCAUUUAUUGGCAGUAUUUGUGACGAAAGACGCGGUUGUGAAGCACAUCCAUUCCCUGCACUCAUCCAUUUGGCCACCGAUUCCAAGCGGUGACUCCUUUGACGUACAAAACGAAGUACAAACUGAACCGAACGUACAAAACGACACUUAUUUGGAGCAAACCCUCCGUAUUCUGGAUUCGCACGUGAAAUACACGUUGAAUUCAAUGAACGCCUACUUGUCGUACAUUUCGGACAAACUAUCGAUCGAUCGGUUUUUGUCGAACUCUUUAUCGAAACUAAUGAAUCGAAACUCGAAUAAACUAUUUGUUUACCGAUUCUUAGAACUGCUUCUCAAUGAAAUACAUGUCAAA
Molecule: messenger RNA, 1497 nt
Organism: Oppiella nova
Lineage: Eukaryota; Metazoa; Arthropoda; Arachnida; Sarcoptiformes; Oppiidae
Source: the annotation of a GenBank genome assembly